AUGUUCAGCGCGCAUUACCUCGGUCUGAUGCGCAAUGCGUGGGAUGCCUGUCGCAGAGCACACUUGUCUAACAUUUCUUUCUCAAAGCCUGAGUCAGCCCGUCUACUCGACGAGGACCCUUAUCAAGCUGGAUAUGGCUACGGAGCACUCAACCAUGCCCACCAGGCCAGCCAGCCGGAUUCGGAAUAUGUGAGACGUGAAAGGGAGGCGCUGGAAUCAAUUUGCCAGCGGACAUCUGAUUCCGUCAUCGAUAUCUGGUCCAUCCAACCACAACCACACCUUCGACCCCAAGCAACUCUUCACACCCCUAUCUCUGCAUCUCCCGUUUCAUCCCAAAGAACUGACACAACAACACUUGUUACAUCCACUCAUCGCAAAUCACCGCCAAGCCGCCCCACCUCCGGCGCAUCAGGCACCGUACCAAAACACUGGGGUGAGGUUGUCGUGAAUCCGAAUAAGAAACGAUCUCGUACCGAUAUCAAAUCGGAUGCUAAGGCCAGCCAUGAUGUGUUUGGAGUUCUCAACGUCACCUAA
Penicillium expansum is the source of this 534-nucleotide messenger RNA. Its product is annotated as LAMTOR1/MEH1 family protein. The transcript is spliced from 2 exons. Gene Ontology annotation, cellular component: membrane raft; late endosome membrane; Ragulator complex. The coding region runs from base 1 to 534 and encodes 177 amino acids. The record is from RefSeq and is a predicted model, not a curated record. Gene Ontology annotation, biological process: regulation of receptor recycling; endosomal transport; positive regulation of MAPK cascade. NCBI's taxonomy places the organism in Eukaryota, Fungi, Ascomycota, Eurotiomycetes, Eurotiales, Aspergillaceae.